UGUUUUCCUUUUUUUUCUCUCCUCUUCAAACUGGUUCAACUGUCAGAAAGUCAUCAUCAUCCUCCCCGGAGCCAGGUCUGGGCCAGAAUUGAUCUAGUCCAGGCCCUGAAGCUGGACAUCCUCUGGACCAUCUAGAAACGUCCUUACCUUCUUCCAUCCGCCUCUUUCCUCCCGCGUGCGGAUCUAACAUGCCGCCUCUCAGGAUGCUGCAUCUCCUAAUGCUCAUGGCUUUGCUAUGUGGUGCGGACGCCACCUGCCCCACAGAAAACAACCCUCUAGUCCUGGAUCCCCCUGAGGUGAUAGCAGAAUAUGGAAGCCAGGUCUCGGUAAACUGCACCAGCUCAUAUGAAGAGCAUGAAGGGAUGUACUGGUCAAACGAAGAGUCUGCAAUGACAGUAGAUGAAAAGUUUAUCCCUUGGAGAGGGCAACUGUCACCCUGGAACGUAACGGCUAAGUGCAUAAUAAAUAUGAAUGACUCAUUUGAAUGCAGUAAAGACCUCAGGAUUACUUUAUACAAGAAUCCAGAGGUUACCCUGUUUUCUUUGAGUGAUCCUGUGGUGGAGACAGAGUUUGUUCUGCAGUGUAAUGUCGAUGAUGCUGCUCCUGUUCAGAACCUGACUGUGAAGUGGUACAAAGACAACGUGAUGAUCGAGACACACUCUUUCCCCAACACAACCAAAACACCAGUGAGCGAAUCAUCUCUUUUGCAUGUCAACGUCAGCAGAGGAGACAACGGAGCCACGUUUCGAUGUGAGGCUCAGCUGGACUUCGGGCCAAAUGGGCCGAAACCUCCUCCUAUAUCUGAGACAAAAGUUAUCUCCGUGCAUUAUGCUCCUGAGUUCAGCAACAACACCCUUGAUGUGUACUUGACGGAGGGUGAUGAUGUCACCCUGAGCUGUGACGCUGAGGGUUACCCUCCUCCCCACUUUCACUGGACCCGUGAUGGGGUGAAUAUGAUGGAGAACACACAGAAUCUCAGUGUUACUCAAGGAAACGUCAGCGCAAAUUACACCUGCACAGCCUCCAAUCCUCUGGGAAGAACAAAUAAGUCCAUUUUUAUACAUGUCGUGAGAGAACCUGCUGUGACCGUGACCAACGCUGUGCAACGAAAGGUUUGCCCCCUGACGCUGACACCUGGUGAAGUCGUGGUGAGAUUUGGCGACAGAGCUUCAGUUAACUGCAGCACAUCCGCCCCAGAUGCUUUGGGAAUGGGUUGGGAGGCUUCCGUCGGAGGCUCAAAGUCUGGAAACCCUCCAUCUGUCACCUGGACGGUUGAGAAACUUCAAGCCUGGGCCAUAAAACCCAAAUGCUACAUUACUCUGAGGAAUAAUCAGCAGUGUUACACAGGGCCAAACAUCACGCUCUAUAAGACUCCAGACGCCCUGUCGGUCUCAGCGGUGACUCCAGGUCCCAUGGUGGAGGGCGUCCAGUACCGGCUGAGAUGUGACAUCAUCAGUGUGGCUCCUGUGCGGAACCUCAGGGUGACGUGGUCCAUUGGCGGGGAAAACCAUGGCGAGGAGAAGUUCAACGACACCAGCGCGACCCCAGUCAACAAGACCGCUUUUUUGAGAGUGACACCUACCAGAGUUCACAACGGAAAACUUUUCACAUGCAACGCUGAGCUGCACCUGGGCCCUAAGGGACCAGAAACUGUUCCCACAAAGUCCUCCAAGCCUUACACCGCUGUGGUGCACUAUAAGCCAAUGAUGCAAGAUUGUCCGUCCACUUCCACUGGAGUGGAGGAUUACUUCAGGCUGGAAAUGUUGUCCUGUCGAGCUGAUGGGAACCCUCCACCCACUGUUCACUGGUACCAUGAGGGAAAACUGGUCAACACGUCUGAGCCUCUCUCCAGGGCUCAUUCAGGAAAAUACACUGCAGCACUUUUUAAUGAGCUCUCCUCGACCAACACGUCUGUUGAUAUCACAAUUGAAUAUGGCCCUUCAUUUACCUGUGAUGGUCGCUAUGAAGUCAGGGAGAAUGGGGAGGACAGAAUGAAGUGCGAACCCGAGGGAAUACCUACGCCCAAAAUCACCUGGUUUAAAGAUGAUGAAGUGAUGGUUCCCCCACAACGCUGGACAAGGCGCGAUAGUGGAAAAUACGUCCUCAGCGCAACCAACCAACACGGAACCGCCAACCACACUCUAGAUCUUGAUGUUUUGUUUGCCCCUGAGUUCAGGGAGGGGAACUACAGUCAGGAGGUGACCCCGGGUCACAAUGUGAGUUUUGCCUGCAGCGCUGGGGGAAACCCGAUCCCAGAGAUCCAGUGGAAAUUCUCCGCUGCCGAGAAUGCGUGGGAGACCACUGGAGGGCGCCAGAAGAACGUCAGUGUCACACGAGCCACGUCUACCAAUGCUGGUGUUUACUACUGCGUUGCCACGAAUAAAGUUGGAAGAGUGUCAAGAUCUGUCACACUGAGCAUAAGAGGUAGAAGAGGCCUAAGCAGAAUAGUUUGGUGGUUGCUGAUUCUGUGCUUCAUCAUCCUCCUCCUCAUCGUCGUGAUCACUCUCUGCAAACGUCGUAAGAAAAAACAUGGACAAUAUAGCUUUAUUCCUGCAGCCAAGGAAGGUUCCGAUAUUCCUUUGACUACAACGUCUGGUGGGGACAAAGCUUAGGAUAUUUACUCAUUGCUGAAUAUUGGGAGAUAUCAGGUUGGGGCCAAGAAUGGCAUGUUAAUACUGUAUUUUAAUGUUUGCCCCUGUAUGGCACUUUCCUGAAUCAGCUUACACCUCUAAUAUCAUUUUGAUGUUUCCAAAAAUGUUCUGUAAAGCUGUGCUACUGUCUUCCCAUGUGCUGUGCUUCUAUUUCUCAUAACUUCCUUUUAGUGAGAGCAAAACCUUUGCCACCCUUGCAGUUAUUUUGUUUUCACAAUUCAGCCUCGGUUAUUUUCAAUCUUGAAAACAAUAAAACUGAUUUUUGAUUUCUUUUAA
This is a messenger RNA of Pleuronectes platessa (European plaice), 2927 nucleotides long. It is a transcript of the gene icam5, whose product is annotated as intercellular adhesion molecule 5. NCBI's taxonomy places the organism in Eukaryota, Metazoa, Chordata, Actinopteri, Pleuronectiformes, Pleuronectidae. Gene Ontology annotation, biological process: cell adhesion. Gene Ontology annotation, molecular function: integrin binding. The transcript is spliced from 10 exons. Bases 189 to 2612 code for a protein of 807 amino acids. The record is from RefSeq and is a predicted model, not a curated record.